UACAUCCAUGAUUUGCUUUUGUUUCUCUACUGUUUUUGUUUGUCCAUGUUACCAUAGACAUAACACAAUCCAUAAUUCAAAUCAACAUAGUAACAUAUAAACAAUCAUUGGUUUAUAUUAAUUAACAAACAAAAAAAAUUUCAAAACAAAACGGACAAAAAAUAAUAGUUGAAAAUAUAUUGUGAAAAUAACAACAAAAAAAAACCUACAACACAUAGAUACGCGGUUGUCAUCCCAAAACAACAACAAACAUCCGUUAUUUUUUUGUUUUGUUUUGUUCGUAUUCAAUGAAUGUUUGUGUGUGUGUGUGUGUGUGUGUGUGAAACGAACCGCGAACAACAUCAAAUUCAUUUUGAAUAUAACUACCUGAAUUUUAAAAAAAAAAUCAUCACGUACAUUAUUAUAUAACGGAUAACCGUGUUGACCAUAUAUCCAUAUCCAUUGUUUUUUUGUUGUUGUUGUUUUAUUUUGCUCCAUUAUCAUCAUUAUCAUCAGCAUUUUUUUUUUUUGAUUUGAUGGGCGUAUAUGUGAUUUGUACGUUAACACAGAAAAUAAUCGAUGCGCCUAACUCGACCCAAAUAAAAUAAAAAUUUCAAAUCAAACUUGAAAACAAUCGAUAAAAUAAUAUUGGUUGUAUUUGUUGAUUAAUCUAAUCAAGUUAUUGUUGAUAUGUUUGAAAAAAUUGCCAUAUAAAAUGUUCAGACAACAACCCAGACAAACAACAACAACAAUGUCAACUUUGAUUUUAUAUAAUGCUAGACUAUGUCUUAGCAUUUUAAUGGUGUCCAUUUUUACUAUUCAAUCAAUUGGCUGUUCACAUCAAUCGAUACAUCUAGAUCAGACGGGCAAUUAUCAUGGAUUGAUUAUUGGUUUUGGUAAUAAUUUUCAAUCAUUUGAACAACCAAAUAUUAACACUACAAUCGUGUCGAUUAUGAAUCAAUUACAACGAACAUCAUCCAUAUUGAAAGAAUUAAUGUCGGUACAGAUAGCUGAUGUAACAAUCAUUCUACCCGAUCAAUGGCAUAUCGAUGUAAAUGAAUUACAACAAUCAACAUCAAUGCAAUUUGAUUUACGAGAAUCACGUGGACAAUAUCGAUCAUUAGCCGAUGCAGAUAUUUUAUAUACAAAUGAUGAUAAAAAUCAGAUAUUAACUAUGCAAUAUGGAGAUUGUGGUGAAGGUGGAAUGGCCAUCAAUUUUCCAAUGCAAUAUGUUUCGGAUGAAUAUUCGGCUCGUUUAUUGGCUCAUCAAUGGAUUCUUUAUAGAUAUGGUGUAUUCAAUGAAUUUGGUCUAGAAGAUGAUUAUAAUUAUCCUGUUUACUAUACUGCACCUGAUGGUGGUAUUCGUCAUGGUGAUGUACGGCCAAAUAUUAAUUCAUGUUUUCAGGGUUCGAACGCUCAGUUCAAAUAUUCAAAUAAUUGUAAUAAUGCUACCGAUCCAAAUACUGGUCGACCAAUUAAUCCAAAUUGUGAUGUAAUACCGGCAAAAAAUUCGAUUCAAUCAUCAUUUAUGUAUGCACCGAUUGCUGUAUCAGAAUAUCGACUAUGUAAUUCUAGUACACAUGAUUAUCAAUCACCAACAAAACAUAAUGUUUUAUGCGAUUAUCAAUCCAUUCAGGAUGUCAUUGCUAAACAUACUGAUUUUGAAAGAUUUAAACCCAAAUUUGACCGACAAAAUAUCGAUUCGAAUUCAUCAAUUCCAUUGAUUAGAUUCCAGAUUUUACAAAACAAAAAUGUCCUGCAUGAUGAACAUUCAGUAAAAGCUAAUGUUCUUUAUGCUUUGCCAAGACAUGGAUCGAAAUUCUUGGAAACAUCAAUGGAUACAAUCAAAAAAAUGGCCAUACAAGGAUUUUUUCCACAUCAGGCAUUAUUUGCUCUUUAUGAUGAUGAUCAAUUACAAGUAGUUUCUGGAUGGCGUCCAUCAUCACAAUUAUCGAUGAUCUUUUUCGAUGAUCAUCAAAAUGAACAUCGAAUAAAAUUAUUGCAUAUUUUUGAGCAAAUGUCCCAGCAUUUCGACCAAAUACCAGGAGCUGGAACUUGUGUACUAUUUUAUUCGGGUGAUAUGUUAUUGGAAAAUACUGAUAUUGAUUAUAUUGAAAAGUUGGCUGAUUUGUUGAAUCGGAAAAAUCUUCGAUUACAAGUAAUUCUUUAUGAUCUCCCUCCAAGCAAUGAAGUGUUACGUUUCUUCGAUCAACUUAAAUCCAAACUCAAUAGUCAUUCGGCUGUAGAUUAUGCAUUCAGCCAGAUGGAUAAUUCAUCACCUUCGAUUGUGGCCUUUAGAACGCAACUGACUUCGAUCAUUAACACUGUAUUGUUUGAUUUGUUACAGGUAUUGACCGAACAAAGUCAUUUGCUAAUUAAACGAGAAACAGUUCGUUCAGUUGAUCCAUCUGGUAUUGAUUUCACCGUUGAUACAACAAUCAGUCACAAUGAUUUGCUUAUUGAAAUGACCACUAAUGGUAAAGGAUCUGAUCUGGUAAUGGGUUUUAAUCUGAGCGAAGAUUUCCGAAACAUUAUACAAUUUCAAACGUUUGAACCAUAUGAAAGAAGCAUAGUAAUUCAUUAUCAAAUGAUCAAAGCCGGCAAAUUCCGUUUCAAUUAUCGAUCGAGCGAUCCAAACAGAUUUAUCACCAUAAGCGUUCGCGUUUUAUCCAAACAAAGUUUGUAUCAUUCGUAUAAAGAUGCCAUAUUAUCUGCUCGAUGUUGGAUUCAGGCUAGUCAAUCGAAUCCGCUUCGUGGCUAUGUUCAAGUGAGUCAAGGAUUAAACGGACCUGUCUAUGAUGCCGACGUGAGUUUUGCAGCACGUGCUAUUACCCGAACACAACAACGACAAGAAAUAACUCGACCAUCCAAUGAUAAUGGACGUGGUAAUCCGGAUAUUACAGCACACGAUGGAAUUUAUUCAGCCUAUCUGGAUUCGUUAUUUGUUGGUAAUGGCGAUGCAUAUGGAGCAGCCUAUACAAUUGUAGCAAAAAUUAGCGGUCACAAAAUAGCGAUCAAACCGGGUAAUUUUGGCAAUACAGUCAUGUUUAAUAGUAAAACUCGUUGUUGUGGUACCGAAGUGAAAACAAAUAGUGAUCUAAUCGAAUCAAAUUCAUUUGAAAGAAUUGUACAUUGUGGUUCAUUUUAUAAUAGUAUGCAAAACGAACAUCAUGGUGGUGGUAUGACCAAUUAUGCUAUACGUGAUCUACGGAUUGUCAAUUUGAAUGCUGAUAAUCGAUCAAUCGCUUUGGAAUGGAGUUCACCAUUCUACUAUACAAACGAUCAUAACAAACCGAUUAUCAUCAAAGCAUUUCAUUCGUAUAGUCGACAUUCAAAACUUCCACUUGAAAUCAAACAAGCUUUCGACAGAGAUCAGAAUGAAGCUGAAUUGCAAAUAAUUACCGAUGAUGAUGACGCUAAUAACCAUGAUGAUCAUAAUUAUUCUCAGCUCUCAGUUAUGACUAUAAACGAGCCACAGCAAACGUUUGAAAACGGACAAGCUCAUAUGAUGUUUGAUACAUUAUCAUCAUCGCAAGCUCCAUAUGCACGAUACGAAUCAUCAUCGCCAUCGUUUCCGCCAAACUCGUUUCGACCGACUUCUGCCAGCAACAGUAAUACGGUAGUGACCAAUUCAUUGAGACAAGUGACCAUACGCAUUCUAAGUCCAGAAGAAGGAUUCUAUUUGAUUGCUGUCAAAGAACGUAACGAUGAUAAUGAAUCGAAACCAUCAAACAUUGUUACCGUUUAUCUGAAAAGUAACGUACUAAUUGAAAAUACCACCGCUUUAGCAAAUGAUAAUAGUCGUUUGUCAGCUGGACCUUAUAGAGAAAGUGGUCGUGGUCGUGCUUUACCUUGGUUUCAGAUAUUGAUCAUCUGCAUAGCAUCGGCAUUUGUUCUAUUUAUCAUAAUCUUGAUUAUCAUUUGUCUUACUAUUCGCCGCUAUCGUCGUACAAAUAAAGAGACGCUUAAUAACGAUUACAAAUCUUCGGAUGGUGUCGUUUCGAAUGGUGGAACAAUCAUGAACGGUGAUAAUAAAGGCGAUACAAUGCCAACGAAUAAACAGUCAUUUUAUCUAACACAAGAUGGCAAUUCGCUCAUAUCGAAUUCGCUUAACGAUAACAACAGAAUGGCGCCAAACAGCGCAGCUAGCAAUCAUACUAGCUGUAGUUCGGUUAACACAACAGUCGAAAAUGGUACAACGAACCAUACUUCAUAUCUGGGUCAUAAUCACCAGAAUCAUCAAAUGCCAUCGCAUUCGAUCGAACGACAGCAGCAACCUGAACAAUCAGCUAUGAAAGAAUUAAACGUAACCACAUUAUUGCCCAAUUCAUGGGAUGCUAAAGAAUUGCUCGAUCAUUGGGGUCGAGUUCAAGAAGCCAAAUUACGACAAGAAUCACCUGCUAACGGUCAGUCGGGAAUGCAUUCAAAUUCCCCUAGUGUUCUUUCGUAUGGUGGCAGUUCUUCGGUCGAUAACUAUCACGGCCAACAACAAUCGCAUCAUGUUAAUAUUAGCUAUGCUUGUCAGCCAGCGAUUGUACAGUCAUCGUCAAACAUGGAUCAAUCGCAAUUUGGCAUUCCUUAUGGAAAUUCUUUAUCAGUUGAUUAUCCAAAUGGACCAUCACCUUCAUCAAUUUAUUCGCCAUAUUCUAAUGCCAGCAGUAUCUGGCAACAUCAACAACAGAAACAAUUACAACAACAACAAUUACAUCAGCCACAUUCUUAUUUGUCGCUACCACCACCGCCGCCUCUCCCACCAUCACUAUCAUCAUCUUCACACAUUGCCCAAGCAAUUAAUCUGGAUGAUAAUGGUCUUCCCGAAUAUAGUGUGGUCAGGAAAAUCAUUUCGGCCAACAUAUCUCAAGUGUAAAAUCAAGUCAAGUCAAUUGUUACAUUUGUAGCAAAAUUUUGUACAAUCAAUCCCAUUGUAAAUAAAUUUACCUUACUCUCUUUUUAACAUCAUCAUCA
Messenger RNA from Dermatophagoides pteronyssinus (European house dust mite), 4944 nucleotides. RefSeq lists its product as uncharacterized. Lineage: Eukaryota; Metazoa; Arthropoda; Arachnida; Sarcoptiformes; Pyroglyphidae. The record is from RefSeq and is a predicted model, not a curated record.